AUGGACGAGAUUGCUAAAGCUCGGAAAUCAGGGCAUAAGGAAGCUGCAAAGACUCUUGUUAUCUUAAACCACGAUGAUCGCAAAUCAGUCCUUCGAGCUGCCUGCUACCUAUCAACGGAUAACCUCAAGAAGCAGUGCGCUAUUUUGGGAUGCAACCUCACCAAGAAGCUCAAUAGGCACUGUUGCUCUGGUGGCCACAGGAAGUAUGCAGAGAAGCUCUCUAGAGCAAACCACGCCUUCCAUCACUUUGAGGGCUUCACAGGGCCAGCCAAUAGAAACAUCAUCUGCUUCUCAUCUGUGGUGUUGAUGAGUGAAGACAUCCAUGUUGGCUUUCCCCAUCUGAAAGACCCAAAAAUUUUCACCACUUACCCAUGGGCUCAACCCAAAGUCUUCUGCACCACGAAACCACCACAACGUUGUGACUGGCUCUUCUCCUACAAGCCUCCUACGGUAUACCAUGCCAUAAGCCCAAGCACCGAACUGGAUAUACACUGGAAGCUGGGCUCAAAGAGACCGCAGGUUUUUAAUGGACAUGAGGUGAAGAUACAAAACAUGACCCUCAGUUUUGGUACACGCAAGGAGAGCCAGGAACUAAAGGCUGAGCAGGGAGGGAAGUGGACCUGCAUACUCUAUCAGUGCAAAGACGCUUCUCUCUACUGCCUCUCCUUUGCCAAAGAUGCUAAAACCCUUGAUAAGAACAUUGCUCAAGGUCAAGGUGAUGGAGCCGCCAAUGAAGAUAUCCACAGAGACCUCAAUUGCAGUAACGUUUUCGUCAAUGGCAACAUCGGCCAGGUCAAGAUUGGUGAUACAAGUGAAGUGAAGCUCUAG
Molecule: messenger RNA, 828 nt
Organism: Microthlaspi erraticum
Lineage: Eukaryota; Viridiplantae; Streptophyta; Magnoliopsida; Brassicales; Brassicaceae
Source: the annotation of a GenBank genome assembly